This is a messenger RNA of Carya illinoinensis, 3509 nucleotides long. RefSeq names its product phospholipase D delta-like. Gene Ontology annotation, molecular function: D-type glycerophospholipase activity; calcium ion binding. The coding region runs from base 619 to 3207 and encodes 862 amino acids. Gene Ontology annotation, biological process: phosphatidylcholine metabolic process; phospholipid catabolic process. The record is from RefSeq and is a predicted model, not a curated record. The transcript has 10 exons. NCBI's taxonomy places the organism in Eukaryota, Viridiplantae, Streptophyta, Magnoliopsida, Fagales, Juglandaceae. Gene Ontology annotation, cellular component: plasma membrane.
UUAGUGUGACAAAGAGCCAUAUAUUUAAAGAUGGCUAAGGAUUGAAAGACGGCAACUUCCGUUUUGGAGAUGGUAGAACUACACCUAUGGCUACGUGCUUCUGCAUCGUUAUUAUCCAAGCUGCCACUUCUGCAUCGUUAUUAUCCAAGCUGCCACCCACUCCCCUUCACCAACGGGACCAAACCAGAGCGGAAAGAAAAGGUCAUGUGGUCCUUUCAAAGUUUGCUUUUCACACGCACUUUUCACUUCGUAACGUGCAGUGAGUGUCUAUAAUCUUUAUCGUCUUCUGCAACUGUUACCCGUAACCCCUCUUUAGUGAUUUGUCCCACUCCUUUAUCUUGAUAUCGCCAUUAAACUCCCCCUCUCCCCCACACAAACAACAUCCAUUCCGAAUCUUAUUCUGCUUUAAAACCAUCCAUUUUUACUACUUUUUUUUAAUUAAGGAUUGAAUUUUGUAACUGAUCCCCGCAUCCACACGAGGCUGGACUCUCUGUAGCAAGCAAGAGACUAGAUCCUUUUUCCUUUGUCAGUGUUAUUUGUUUCUCAUGCUUUACCAGUUGGAUAAAGUACGGCAGUUGGUACUGUGAUCGCCGCUGUUGUUCUUACCUCUGCAUCUCCAUGGCGGAGCGCCGUUCAGACCUUGAGUUGAUGACGUGGCUCCACGGUGACCUCGACCUGACAAUCAUCGAGGCCCGGCGCUUGCCGAACAUGGACGUCGUGGUACAGCAUCUCCGCCGCUGCGUAACCGUCUGUGACACAAUUAAAACCACUGAAGAGACCGCCAAAAAUCCCGAUGGCAGUGGUGGUGACGGCGACAAGAUCCACCGCCGCCGCAAGAUCAUUACCAGCGACCCUUACGUCAAGGUGACGGUUCCACAAGUCACCUUGGCCCGCACCCGUGUCCUCAAGAACGCUCAGGACCCCCUGUGGAACGAGCGUUUCUACAUUCCACUGGCGCACCAAGUAGUCAACCUGGAGUUCCAGGUCAAGGAUGAUGAUAUGUUCGGUGCGGAGAUCAUCGGCACCGUCAAGAUCCCGGCUCAGAAGAUCCAGUCCGGCGAGCUCAUCUCCGGCUGGUUCCCAAUACUGGGUGCCUCCGGGGCGCCACCGAAGCCGGAAACUGCUCUCAAACUCGAGUUGAAGUUCACCCCGUCCGAGAAAAACCCGUUGUACCAACAUGGCAUCGCGGGCGAUCCUGAACACAAGGGCGUGAGGCACACAUACUUCCCGCUGAGGAAAGGAUGCCACGUGACGUUGUACCAAGACGCGCACAUACCGGAAAACUUGUUGCCGGAGAUAGAAUUGGAGAAAGGGAAGGCUUUCAAGCAAGAGACAUGCUGGGAGGAUAUUUGCCAUGCUAUCACGGAGGCUCACCAUUUGAUUUACAUCGUUGGCUGGUCCAUUUACCACAAGGUGAAGCUGAUUCGGGAGGGAACCCGCAAGUUGCCGCGCGGUGGGGAUUUAACACUCGGUGAACUGCUGAAGUACAAGUCCGAAGAGGGCGUGCGGGUUUUGUUGUUGGUUUGGGACGAUAAGUCCUCCCACGACAAGCUCGUCAUCCGAACGCAAGGAGUGAUGGCGACGCAUGAUGAAGAGACCAAGAAGUUCUUCAAACAUUCAUCCGUCUCGUGUGUGCUGUCACCUCGCUACGCUAGCAGUAAGAUGGGCAUUAUCAAGCAGCAGGUUGUCGGAACCCUUUUUACUCACCAUCAGAAAUGUGUCCUUGUUGACACACAAGCACAGGGUAAUAAUCGUAAGAUAACUGCAUUUUUGGGAGGGAUUGAUCUUUGUGAUGGUCGCUAUGAUACACCUGAGCACCGACUAUUUCGCGAUCUUGACACCAUAUUUCAAGAUGACUUCCACAAUCCUACAUUUGCUCCUGGAACUAAGGCUCCUAGGCAACCAUGGCAUGACCUGCACAGCAGAGUUGAAGGGCCUGCUGCAUACGAUGUUCUUAUAAACUUUGAGCAGCGUUGGAGGAAAGCAACGAGAUGGAAAGAGUUUGGACUACUAAAAAAGGUUGCCACCCAAUGGCAAGAUGACUCCUUAAUAAAAAUUGAACGCAUCUCUUGGAUACAAAGUCCUGACAUAUCUGAUUUAAAGAAUGGUACUGCAUCUGCUCCGAAAGAUGAUCCUAGCUUGUGGGUUUCCAGUGAAGAUGAUCCUGAAUGCUGGCAUGUUCAGAUUCUUCGGUCCAUUGAUUCAGGAUCAGUGAAAGGAUUUCCCAAAAUCGUUGAUGCUGUCAAGGCACGGGAUGGUAACCUUAUUUACUCCAAAAAUUUGGUUAUAGAUAAAAGCAUUCAAACAGGAUACAUCCAGGCGAUCAGAUCUGCUAAACAUUUCAUAUAUAUUGAAAAUCAGUAUUUUCUUGGAUCAUCGUAUGCAUGGCCAUCAUAUAAAAAUGCAGGAGCUGAUAAUCUAAUACCAAUGGAGUUGGCAUUAAAGAUUGCAAGUAAAAUUAGAGCAAACGAGAGAUUCGCAGUGUAUAUUGUCAUACCAAUGUGGCCCGAGGGUGAUCCAAAAUCUUUAACCGUGCAAGAAAUUCUCUUUUGGCAGAGCCAAACAAUGCAAAUGAUGUACAAUGUAGUUGCAACGGAACUGAAAGCCACAGGGCGCGUGGACUCGCAUCCUCAAGAUUUUCUCAAUUUCUAUUGCCUUGGUAAUCGGGAAAACAUUCCUGAGGAAAAGUCGAGUGAUAAUGGUGUUAAGGUCUCGGAUGCACAAAAGUCCAAGCGGUUUAUGAUUUAUGUACAUGCCAAGGGAAUGAUUGUUGAUGAUGAAUACGUAAUAGUGGGAUCUGCCAAUAUUAACCAGAGAUCCAUGGCUGGUACAAAGGACACAGAGUUAGCUGUGGCUGCAUAUCAACCCCAUCACACUUGGGCUGGAAGGAAGAAGCAGCCACGCGGUCAGGUUUAUGGAUACAGAAUGUCAUUGUGGUCUGAGCAUCUUGCCGUGAAAGAUGCAUGCUUCGAGGAGCCAGAGAGUUUGAAAUGUGUGAAGACAGUGAAUGAGAUUGCUAAAGAUAACUGGAGCAGAUUUUCAACUGCAGAAUUCACACCAUUGAAGGGCCACCUUCUCCAGUAUCCUUUGCAUGUAGAUGCUGAUGGGACGGUUGGCCCUCUGCCCGGAUAUGAGAAUUUCCCUGAUGUGGGUGGACAAGUGCUUGGAUCUCAUUCCAAUACCCUUCCUGACACUCUAACCACAUAAUCACCUCCCAUCGCCAUGUUCAUGCGUGUGAUUGUUAAGGAAGAAUUGGCGUGACAUGUUCCUAGGAUAUUUAUUGUUUUUGUUAAAUUAAAGUAUCGCGAGAAGGUUGAAAUGUUGUGAAUAUUUGUUGAUGCACAAGGGCGUGUUCUGUAUCUUCUCACUAGUCAGCAUGUAUGGUUCUCUGGCUGUUACAGAAGAUAGGGAUUUUUUUUUUUUUUUAAUGAAAUUUGUUAUGAAUGGAAAAAUAAAAUUCUCUUACUGAUUAUAAAUUGAAAAAAAAAAAAAUGCCCCCUAUUCUUGUU